AUGCUGGCGGCAGAGGCGCGCAGCAGGUCGCGAGAGGCCCCCGGGGAUGCGUUCAUGCGCGCUUCCCGGCCCCACGAGGGCGAGGCCGGCGGCGAAGCAGGGGCGAGGCUUCAGGGGGGCGCGCAGGCCUUUGUGUCCAGGAAGAAGCAGCGGAAGCUCGAGCUCGCUAAGCUCAAGAUCGAAAGCCAAUUGAAUUCCAAGACCGAUUUCAAGCAGCAGAGGCUCUACAUGGAGAUAUCGAACUCUAAUUCCGCCCUCGCCAGCGGACACGCACUGCGGCGCGUGCCAGGAGUAUUCAAGGUUCGUGACGUUGUCUCGUUCCACUUCCACGGCGUCGCUGACGACGCGUACAUGAACGGGACUAAGUCUAUCAAUUCAGAUUUGGACAUCUGCAACUAUGGUCACGAGGUGCAGUUUCCUUGGCUAAGACGGGGCCUCAAGAAGGAUGCACAGGAGGAUUUGGAGGACGAGCGCAAGAGGAACGGCAAAAAAGCAUGGGAGCAGUUCGCCAACUCCCAAAACGGCGGCGGCAAGCUGAAGGCCGAGGACACUCCUGGCACGGAUGCGUACGUGAAGAAGCGGGAGAAAUUCAUUGCUGCAGGUGUCAUCGAAGAGGUGAACCCAGGCAAUUGCACCGUGAGCAUUGUUGUGGCCGGCAUUGAUGGCAAGCUCGGGAGUUCGAGGGGCCCUCUCACUCACAGGAAGGGGGAGUGGUCCUACGAGAGUGACGGGCACCCCAGAGGCUUGAAAGCAGUGCUGUACAAGAACGUGCCCAUGGAGAAGGUUAAGUUGUUGGGCUACGAGAAGGCCGUCGUGCCCUACGACCACCCCCCGCCCACCAAGUACAAGCCGAUGCCCGGGCACUACGGGGGCAGCGAGUUCUUGGCGUAUGACGUCAAGAAGGACGUUCCCGCGCAGCUGGUGCCCAUGCUGGAGAGCAGGGCGGAUUGCGAGCUCACCUGGCAGAAGUUGACCGCCCUCCAGGUCCCCCCGUCGGCAGCGUCGUCCACGAGCUUUGUCCUGGUCGACGGCCCCGCCCCCACCGAGGGCAGCUUCGAGCUCGUCGACGCCGAGCGCUUCGAGGUCGCGUCCGCCGCCUGCGGUAGCGGCGGCAGUGCCAGCUGGGAUCUGGUCUCGCAGGCGGCCGCGUCGAGCGGCUGCGGCAGCUUCGAGGUGCUCAGCGUCGUCUCGGGGCCCGCGAGCUCCCUGAGCCACUCCUUCCACGUGGUGCCCUCGGGCCUCGGCGCCGCCGCGCCGGACGAGCACCAUGGCGACCCUCGCGAGGCGAGCUCGGGCGCCUGGGACCGCGUCGCCGCGCGGAGCCUCCUCUCCCUGCGCGGCCCUGCCGCGGGCCCCGCACUCCCCGCGGACGCGGGCGGCAGCUGGCAGGUCCUGCAGAUGCUGUGCAGGCUGAACGCGCCGGUGCGCGGGGCCGUGAUGUCCAUCCAGGCGUUCGGCGCAUUCGUCAGCGUCGACGCCACGCCGGGCAGCCUGGCGGCGCGGAACCGGCGGCUGCUGUGCGGCGGCGGGGCCGAGCGGAGGGCCAAGGGCAAGGGCAGGGGCAAGAGCGAGCACGGCGCGGAGCGGGCCGGGACCUUUCAAGAUGGGCUCCUGCCGGUGUUGCCCUACAUGCGGCCCCACUGGCCGCCGAGUGCCAGCAGCGGCGCGGCCGAGGGCCAGAGGGACACAUCCGUCAUGGUCAACGGCAAUGUUCUGGAGCAGCUGGGCCGCCAGAGGGACGCUGUCCUGGGUCCUCCCGAAGUGACCGUGUACAUCGCCGAGGUGGACAUGGCCCGAAAGCGUGUGAGGCUCUCCUUGCAGCCGCGCCUGAGCUUCGACGACCUGCAGGUCGGCGGCAAGCACGAGGGCAUCGUGGUGGACGCGGCGCGAUUCGGCCUGCGCGUGGCGCUGUCCGACGACCUUGUGGGCUUCCUGCCCAGGGAGCGGCUCGGGGUCGGAGCCUUCGCGGAGGGCGUGGCGGACGACGGAUGGUACAGGCGCAGCGUCUACAGGCGCGGAGAUCGCGUGACCGUGUGGGUGCUGCGCAAGGCCCUGUCGGUGGACGAUGCCGGCACCGAGCCCCGCCCGCGGAGCGGGUGCAGGAUCGAGCUCACCAUGGACAAGUACACCCGGGAGCUGCGCGAGCACUUCUUCAGGGACAGCCUCCGGGUGCUCGACCCCGGCGCGUGCGGGCGCGCGCCCGCCCGCGCUUCGCGGGAGGCGGCCGCCCCGGGCGGCAGCACGGCCAUGAGCCUGCAGCUCGAGAAGGCAUUCGACGAGGAGGACACAUUCUUCCUCAUCAAGAACAACCGCAUCAUCCAGGACGCCGAGUCGGAGUACCCCGAUGUGACGAUCGACUAUCGGACGGACCCGCCACCGCCGCCGUCAGCGGAGGCGAGGGAGGAGAGUUUUGAUUUUAGCCUCAUCGAGGGCUGGGCCGUUCAGAGGAUCUCUGAGGAGUACAAGCAGCUCACCGACAGGCAGCUUGCGUUCGAGAGGGGGGAGACGGCGGCGAAGCGACUAAGCUCGCAGGAGCAGAAACUGUUGGCCGUCCUGCAGAAGCAGGUCGAACAUUGGGGCAAAGAGUAUUACGAGCGCGUCAGCAAGAAGGUGGAGGCGCGCAGGAAAUUCAUAGAAGAAGUCCAUCAGAAGAUCAAGGCAGAACGAGACAAAUACCCUUACAAAUCGAUCAUCGACUUGGCCAAAUUCCGAGAGCUCACCGACCGCAUCAAGGAGAAAGGGUACGACAACCGCUGUUGUUUCGUGACCCGCCUUUCCUACAAGGAGGACGUGCUCGGCGUUGGUCUCGAGAUCGUGCCAGAGCUUGACACAGGCCGCAAGGUGUUUAGGUGCUCUUUCGAUCUGCUGUCGAAGGAGGCCUUCAAGGACUUCGGGAUCCGUUCGGGCGUGUGGAAGGAGAAGGUCGAGUUCUGGCUCCCGCUGGCUAUCGACGCCGGCCACUUCAGGCGGGCCCUGCCGUACCUCGCGCAGUGCUUCCUGGAGUUAGGCGACGGCCGCGUCGAGAAGCAGACCCGCAGCUACGGUACCCAGGCGGGCAGCGCCAGGUACGACUUGCGCGCCCAGCUGCGGGAAGUCGAGCGCCAGGGCAAGAAGAUCAUCAGCCUGGACGAGUACCGGAAGCAGCAGGCCGCGCGGAGCCAGAGGCCCGCGGCCGCCGGGGCGGCGGCGCGGGGCCCCGCGGACCCCGAGGGCGGCGUGCCGCCGCCGCGGCCGCCCGCGAGCCUCACGGAGGCCGACGUCGCCUUCGGCCUGGAGGUCCUGCCGAAGCUCAUGAACCUGCAGACCGUGCAGCUCAUGAAGGGGGACCUCCACCUGUCCACCAAGGCGCUCGAGGGUUACAUGGGUUUCCACCACCUCUUGCUGUCGAUCCUGCGGCAGUACCCGAGCCUGCAAGAGCGGGUGGAGACGAGGAUCGGAGCGUUCAUGCGCUCGGAGGAGGCCCGCUCCAAGAAGUAUUGCCCGAACAUUGGGGAGUUCCUCUGCCUCUUCGCCGUCUCGAAGAGGCACACGUGGGACGACGUCUCUGCGGCGGUCUUGAAGGAGACCCUGGCCCGCAACGCCAGCUGGGCCCUGGACAAGUACCCGUCGCUUGCCGACUACAGCAUCAGUGCCGAGGCGCGUCUGGAGAGGACCUUCAAGGCGAGCGUCGUGUCGAUCCGGCUUUUGUGCUUCAACGUGUGGUUCCUGCGCCACGUCGUGUUCAAGAGGUACGGCCCCGAGGCCGCCUCCGCGGACAUCAUCGAGGCGGAGCUGCAGGGCGGACCGGGCAAGAGCUGCACGGACAUGCGCUGGGAAGAGUACGAGGAACAGAAGGGCGUCCCGAGGCCGUCAGAGAUCGAGCUGCUCCAGGAGCACGUGAGGAGGACUAUUCAUGGCGAGGGCCUCAACAGCUGGGCCGAUUAUUUCACGAGCCUCAAUAUGCAGCCCCUCAAGCCAUACGAGCUCUCGCAGCUGCUCAUCAUGUCCCUGCACGAGGCGGUUCGGAUGGGGUAUAUUCCACUGUGGAAGCUGCGGCCAAAGGCUCCCGCUGCGAAGGGCUCGCAGGCCAACGACUACAUGGGAGCAGACAUGGACAAGUACGACUCCGUGCACACCGCCAAGGGCGGGGACAAGUAUUGA
Molecule: messenger RNA, 4140 nt
Organism: Prorocentrum cordatum
Lineage: Eukaryota; Dinophyceae; Prorocentrales; Prorocentraceae
Source: the annotation of a GenBank genome assembly